Molecule: messenger RNA, 4117 nt
Organism: Ostrea edulis (European flat oyster)
Lineage: Eukaryota; Metazoa; Mollusca; Bivalvia; Ostreida; Ostreidae
Exons: 5
Coding region: 1310-3145 (611 amino acids)
Biological process (GO): proteasome-mediated ubiquitin-dependent protein catabolic process; protein polyubiquitination
Molecular function (GO): zinc ion binding; ubiquitin protein ligase activity
Source: RefSeq, a predicted model, not a curated record
CCCCACUGCAGGGGAUCAAAGUUUUGCAUACAAAUAUACACUGGACCAGAAAAGUUUACAUUUACAUGUAAGCUUUCUGACAUAGCACUGAUUCAAAAUCUCCCAGGGGCUGGGGUGGGUUUAGGUAGGAGCCACAAGAGGGAUUAAAGUUUUACAUUCGAAUAUGUAGGGAAAAUCAUUCUGAGAAUUUCACACUUUUUAAAUGGCAUAAAUAGUAGGUUUAUGUCUUUUUGAUGCGGCAUAAACCUAUAGCAUUUGGCAUACACCUGACCAAAACUCCAUGCAGGGAAUGCAUCACAUUUCUCUCCCCUCAAAAUUCAACCAUACUCGUCUGUUCAGCCAUUGUGGCUUGAAUUCACGUUUUCUUUUUCAUAUAGCUUGUGUUUUUCUUGUUCUGAUUUUUUUGUUUGUUUGACACCAUUUGGUUUAAUACCGGACUUUGUGCCAUCAAAAUAUUUUAACUGCAGAACCAUUUACACGUCAUUUGUUGACCUUCACCUCAAAUUAUAUUUGCUAAGUCAGACGUAUAUUAUUUUCUUUUAACAUUCUUGCAAUAUUUGAAUAUUUGCGAAAUAAAGAAAAAAAGGACAACUCUUGUUAUAUUGUUAGGGAAAAUUUCAAUUUAAAAAUCGAUCCCAAUAAAAUUCAUCAAUGCAGAUAAAAAAAACAUCGACAUUUAAAGACAUACGAAUCAUACGCUGAACAAUUUGUCUAGAACACGUCAUAAUCUUCAAACCACUUACACACUUAAGUCGUAUAUUUUAAAAUCAAUGGGAGCACAAUCCAGGUCCCAAAAUAGAUUUUGACGAUUGUAAGGGAAAAUAUUUAUUUUAAGUGCAUUAUCACACACGUACCAUAAUUAUUUCUUUGUUUCUUGGAAUUUGGCAUAGACAAUUCGGGAUAUCUUAUUUGCACAUGACAUGGUACAACCUCAUUUGGCAUAGCCGCGGUCUAUCGGUUAAAUUCUGAGACUGGAAAAUCUUUAAAUAUGGGUUAAGGUGACUCGGGUGAGCAAUGUGGCUCAUGGGCCUCUUGUUUUUUGAAUAUCCUACAGUUCCCAUAUCACUGCAUAGAUGAAUUCAAUACUUUAGUUUUUCCACAGGUGAUAGCAGUUAGAUUUAUCAGCAUCACAAGAUAACAGCUAGAUCUACCAACAUCAGAAGGAGAGAAGAAUGGAAAACAUGUGGUGGUUCAUACUGGACUUUCAUGAGGUCUUGCAGAACUGAGAAAAGGAAGUCGACGUCAAAGUGGUAAUGUUCCUAUCACACAUAAAGUGAUUGUAUUCUUAAAGACCCAGACCCUCCACAUCAUGGCCACACUAGGACUCAGUACUCAGCUAAAAGUACGACAAUGUUCUCAAUGUCAGAGGGACACUGAAUUUUACUGUAACACAUGUAAACGUGAUCUGUGUUUACAGUGUAAAAAGAAACAUGUCAUUGAUCUACAUACCAAACACCAUGACGUUGUGAUUUACCGUGAGAAGUUUAACUACAUCCCCAGACAAGAGAUCUGUGUCAGACAUCCAGACAGGUUCUAUGAAAUGUUCUGUCAGUCGUGUGAACUUUCUGUCUGUUUCCGAUGUUUAGAGCACCGAAAACACCAAAUACUGGAUCUUAGAACAGCCUAUCAAACAAAGCGACAACAACACCGAGAAAUCAUUGACAACAUCAGAAGUGAGACUCUCUAUAACUGUCGUGUUCUCCUGGCAGGAAUCCAAACUGAUAUCCAAACUUGUCCCCCACAAAUCUGUCACCGUCAAUCACAGAUGUCAACAAAAGCCCAGAGACUGAAGGAUCUGAUUGACACUGUGGUAUGUGAUGUUAAAACAAGAUACCGAGGUUUAUUGAUUGAUAGAAUACAACAACAGAAGAGAAAAAUGAACAGACAACUUGUUCACCUACAGAACUAUGAAGACAGAUAUGAACAAUCAGCAAACAGAGCGGUACAAUUCCUCUUGUUUAUAAAGACCAGUCGUGUCCCCCAGAUAAAGAACAGUCCUAGUCAGUUAUUGAGUGUCAUCACAGAAAUCCAAAUGACAACAGGAAAACGACAAGUAGGAAUAGACGAGUGUGUGAAACUGAUGUCCACACCUGUAUUACACACGUCUGUCUGUGUGACAGGUGUUAGUCAUGUGAUACACAUAUCUCGUGUGAUGUCAGACCGGGUCUGGGUCUCUGAUUAUGACAAUCUCAUCUUGACAGACACAACAGGAGACACUAUACACCGUGUGACAGAUAUAGCAAGGUAUGGAGGAGUACACACAGUGAACAGUUCUGGUGAACUGAUUUAUAUAGACAAGAAACGUAACAUCAACAAACUGUCUACAGACAAUAAAACAGUCACCAGACUGAUACAGAGUACAUCACCAUGGGAACCACGGUGUGUGUGCUGCUCCCCGUCCACUGGAGAUCUGAUGGUGGCGAUGCGUAACAUUGAUACAGAUACAGGCAAGGUAACCCGGUACAACAGUAGUGGUCAACACAUCCUGACCAUAGAACACGACAACACAGGUCACACACUGUAUAGUGUUCCUUAUUAUAUCACAGAGAACAAUAACGGUGAUAUCAUUGUGUCUGACUUGUCACGUGAUGCUGUAGUGGUGACAGAGCGCGGGGGCAGACAUCGAUUCUCCUACACAGGACCUCCAUCAGGAUCAUCACUACGACCACUAGGAAUCUGUACAGACGCGCUGUCACACAUCCUGGUGUGUAAUUGGAACACCCACACAGUACAGAUGAUUGACAAGGACGGUCACUUCCUCUCUCUGUUACUGACACGACAACACGGGAUAAACAGACCACGCAGCCUGAACUAUGAUGAUAAAACUCACCUUCUCUGGGUCGGAUCAUACAACACAGUGUCUGUAUAUAGAUAUCUACAGAGGAGGUACUCUCUGACUGACUAUCCAGACAGUGUGGACGAGGACUCCAAAGAAGAAUCUGACUCUGAUGACGAGGACGCCAGAGAAGAAUCUGACUCUAAUGAAGAGGACGCCAGGGGGAAAUCUGACUCUGAUGACGAGGAUGCCAGGGGGAAAUCUGACUCUGAUGACGAGGAUGGCAGGGGGACAUCUGACUCUGAUGACGAGGAUGCCAGGGGAGAAGCUGAUCCUAAAACAUGUUGCCAGCGGUGUAUCUUGGUGUAGAUAUGACUUACGAUUACCAUUACCCUUCCUUCAGCCAAUGAAUCUGGUCUACAUUUCCUGAUCAAGGGAUGGCAGACAUUGCCUACAUUUCCUCAUCUACACUGAUGGUGGACGCUCAUUACAUUUCCUCAAGUAGUGAUGGUGGACAUUGAUUACAUUUCCUCAUCUAGUGAUGGCGGACAUUAAUUACAUUUCCUCAUCAAGUGAUGGUGGACACUGAUUACAUAUCCUCAUCUAGUGAUGGUGGACAUUGAUUACAUUUCCUCAUCUAGUGAUGGUGGACACUGAUUACAUUUCCUCAUCAGUGAUGGUGGACACUGAUUACAUUUCUUCAUCUAGUGAUAGUGGACAUUGAUUACAUUUCCUCAUCUAGUGAUAGCGGACAUUAAUUACAUUUUCUUAUCUAGUGAUGGUGGACAUUGAUUACAUUUCCUCAUCAAGUGAUGGUGGACACUGAUUACAUUUCUUCAUCUAGUGAUAGUGGACAUUGAUUACAUUUCCUCAUCUAGUGAUAGCGGACAUUAAUUACAUUUUCUUAUCUAGUGAUGGUGGACAUUGAUUACAUUUCCUCAUCAAGUGAUGGUGGACACUGAUUACAUUUCCUCAUCUAGUGAUGGUGGACACUGAUUACAUAUCCUCAUCUAGUGAUGGUGGACAUUGAUUACAUUUCCUCAUCUAGUGAUGGUGGACAUUGAUUACAUUUCCUCAUCUAGUGAUGGUGGACACUGAUUACAUUUCCUCAUCUAGUGAUGGUGGACAUUGAUUACAUUUCCUCAUCUAGUGAUGGUGGACACUGAUUACAUUUCCUCAUCUAGUGAUGGUGGACAUUGAUUACAUUUCCUCAUCUAGUGAUGGUGGACAUUGAUUACAUUUCCUCAUGUAGUGAUGGUGGACAUUGAUUACAUUUUCAUUUCAGCUCGAUGUGAUAUAUGGUUAUUUUUAAGAAAUAUUAAAUCAUGUAUUUUCAUAGAA